CGCACACCUCCACAGCACCGCCAGCAUCAGGAAAAGACAGUUGACGUUGCUACGCCUUGCUAGAUGAUUGGCGAGGUAAGAUGGCGGCGCCAGAGGAGCCAGAAUUAUCCCAGGCGCAGACCGAAAAACUCCUCCAAUUUCAGGACUUAACUGGUUUGGAAUCAAUGGACCAAUGUCGUCGAACAUUAGAGCAACAUAAUUGGAACAUAGAGGCUGCAGUACAAGACAGACUUAAUGAGCAGGAGGGAGUGCCGAGUGUGUUUAACCCUCCUCCAUCCAGACCGCUUCAGGUCAAUACAGCAGACCAUAGAGUAUAUAGUUACAUCGUUUCAAGGCCACAACCCAGGGGAUUACUAGGAUGGAGUUACUACUUGAUAAUGCUACCUUUCAGAUUUACAUAUUACACACUUCUGGACAUAGUCAGGUUUGCCCUGAGGUUCAUCAGGCCAGAUCCUCGUGGUCGUGUGACAGACCCUGUUGGAGAUGUUGUGUCUUUCAUUCAUAGUUUUGAGGAGAAGUAUGGCCGGUCACACCCUGUAUUUUACCAGGGAACAUACAGCCAGGCACUGAAUGAUGCCAAACGGGAGCUCCGCUACCUAUUAGUGUACCUUCACGGGGACGAUCAUCAGGACACUGACGAGUUUUGCCGCUCCACGUUAUGUACGGAAGAAGUCAUAACUUUCCUCAACGCGCGAAUGCUCUUUUGGGCCUGUUCAACGAGCAAACCUGAGGGCUACAGAGUGUCCCAAGCAUUGCGAGAGAACACCUACCCAUUCCUGGCCAUGAUAAUGCUGAAGGACCGCAAGAUGACAGUGGUAGGCAGGCUGGAGGGCCUCAUUCAGCCUGAAGACCUCAUCAAUCAGCUCACUUUCAUCAUGGAUGCCAAUCAAACAUAUCUGAUGUCAGAGCGCCUUGAACGCGAGGAGAGGAACCAGACCCAAGUGCUAAGGCAGCAGCAGGAUGAGGCCUAUCUUGCAUCCCUCCGUGCCGACCAGGAGAAGGACCGAAAGAAAAGAGAGGAGCAGGAGCAGCGGAGGCAAGAGGAGGAGAAGGUCCGACAGAGCGCUCUCGCCGAGGAGCGGAGACGACAAACACUCGAAGAGGAGAAGGAGAGGAAGUCAGAAUGUCUUCCUCCGGAGCCACCUGCAGAUGAUCCAGAAAGUGUCAAAAUAUCGUUUAAGCUGCCCAAUGAUACACGAGUAGAGAGACGAUUCCUGUUUGGCCAGUCUCUGACGGUAAUAUACGACUUCCUUUUCUCGUUGAAAGAAACUCCAGAGAAGUUUCAGAUAGUUACAAACUUCCCUCGCCGAGUCUUGCCCUGCCUUCCAACUGAAGAGCAGCCCAACCCACCCACACUGAAAGAGGCGGGACUCAGCCGCUCCGAGGUCCUUUUUGUUCAGGACCUUACGGACGAUUAAUAGAUGACAUACCUCUUCUACGUGGAAACACACUUUCCUCCAACUCCCACCAACUCCCCCUCUUUUGUUUUUUUCUUUUUCAUAUUUUGUUAAAUGGCCAUUAUGCAUAAGGGAUCAUUGAGAUAAAAUCCUAACCUGGAAAAAUUUAACCACCCUGCAUCCAGUCCUUGUUUGGUUGUGUUUACAGGGUUCCCAAUAGCCUGGAAAGUCUUGAAUUUUAUCAAAUAAAUAUUUCUUGAAGUCCUCCCUUGAACUCAUCUUUACGUCUGUGUGGACAGAGUUUGUUUUCCAUCGUCAGUACUAUCUACCAGUUAAUUCUUGUCCUUCCUCACCAUUAAAUGUUGCAGCAACGGAUUAAUCAUCUACUGAAAUGUACUGAAACAGUAGCAUAGCUUUGUGCAAAACCAGAACCAUAUCCCAAUCGAAUUCAUGUCUGGGCAACUGACAAAGACGGGCUGUAAUAAGAGCUGCUGACAUACAGGAUACAGCAUGGAGGAAGACGUGUUUUUAUAAUGGUGUUGAAUGCCUUUUUUUUUUCUGUCAGAACUCAUGUUUGAUCUAUUUGUCCUAAUUCAGCAUCCUGUUUGCCUGAAGUUUCCACGUUUCCUCCGCAGCAAUUGACGAACACAACAAAUCUGUUCCAAGUUUGGUUUGCUGUGGUUGUUAAUCCGUGUGGCAAAGGGAGCAGGCUGGUGGAUUUGGACAUAAAGGAAAUAUGGGAACCCUGUUAAAAAUGAGCCAUGACCUGUACAUAAGUUAGAUAUUUAAAAUCUCCAAAUUUACCUUACUUAUUUUUUGUUUUUUUGUUUGUUUUUUUGACUCAUCUGUGUCAUAAAAUGACCAAAUGCAGGUUGGUUACUAUGUAAAGCAGACUGCCUCAAGUUCAUGAAGUUCAAAAAUACAAUAUUUAACAGAGCAGAGGCCACAGCUUUUACAUGUGGCUUAUUCUAGUAUAGUACGAGUCUGCCCAUAGUGUGCCUGUGGUUACUCAUAGAUGCCUGUUUUGCCUGUAACAUCUAAAUGGGCUCAUGUAAAGAUGUAAUUUUCCAACUAUAAAUUAAAAACAUUUUAAAAACGUG
Molecule: messenger RNA, 2497 nt
Organism: Acanthochromis polyacanthus (spiny chromis)
Lineage: Eukaryota; Metazoa; Chordata; Actinopteri; Pomacentridae
Gene: faf2
Product: Fas associated factor family member 2
Exons: 11
Coding region: 81-1418 (445 amino acids)
Cellular component (GO): endoplasmic reticulum
Molecular function (GO): ubiquitin binding
Source: RefSeq, a predicted model, not a curated record